AUGGAGGAUACCAGAGCAAUCCAGCAGGAGGACAGUUUCCAGCAGCCAAAGCCAGGAGAUGAAGGACCCACCAAAACAAAUCCCCCCAAAAGGAUAAUCCACUUUGCAAAUGGAGACACCAUGGAAGAAUACAGCACUGAGGACGAGGAGGAAGAGGAAUGGAAGAAGAAUCAGAGCUUUGAUACUUCUCAACUUUCCUGGGGACCUUUCCUUUGGCUGUGGGCAAUCAGAAUUGCAAGUACCUCAUUUUCCACCUGUGAAUUUCUCGGUGGGAGGUUAGCCACUUUCUUUGGACUCAAUGAACCCAAAUAUCAGUAUGCAUUAGACGAAUACUACAGGACCCAAAAUCAGGACAGAGAUAGCGAGAGUGAAGGCGAUGACCCAAAGCUGCAGCAGACUGAUGUCUCAAGUGAAAAGUGGUACCUAGGAGCGCAAGGCAAAGAAUAUGGCAGCAUUGAAUAGAGGGCCUCAGUAGAGUCUUCUCAUCCUAGCCCUUCGUUAAGUGCUGAUGAAGUGGCAAGACCUGGACCAAAUGUCUCCAUAAUAGUGGCAGUAGUUUUGCUCUAUGUUCAGUUGCCAGGGCCACGGGAACAUAAGACCAUCUGAGAACAUCUCAACCCAACGAUACCUAGUCCCAUUCUCAAACACUCAAUCUGUACUAAGUGCUCAGAAAAGGACACUAUAACAGAGUUAGCAGAUACACUCCCAGUUCACAAUAAGAUUGAGCAAAACACUUUUAAUUGCAAUUAAACUCUGCAACU
Molecule: messenger RNA, 761 nt
Organism: Tachyglossus aculeatus (Australian echidna)
Lineage: Eukaryota; Metazoa; Chordata; Mammalia; Monotremata; Tachyglossidae
Gene: FAM177B
Product: family with sequence similarity 177 member B
Exons: 5
Coding region: 1-462 (153 amino acids)
Source: RefSeq, a predicted model, not a curated record